CUGCGGGAGCAGGGUGCGGUGGCAACUCCAGCCACACAUCCCCCUCUCGGGCGGGAUUGGUGAAAAGUGCCUGGACUGCGUGACACUGCCGGUGGACCCGGUAGGCUGUCCCAACCCAGAUCCCAGAGCCUGACGGUGCCCGGGAGGGGCGACGAGUAGACUGCCUGGUCCGUAACUCCCUGGUGCGCAGCGGUGAGCGGGAACACCUAACCGGUGCAAUUAGAUCAGGCUGUGGCUGACUGGGAGAGAAGCUGGGCCUCUUAUAUAAGUUUGCAUAUAUACGGAACAGAGAAUAUGGGAAGAGGCAGCAAUAAGAAAGGCUCCUCAGCCCCCAAUUCUGAGAAACAGGCAAUAGCGGACACCGCACCAAUAGACAUAAAGCACCAUAUAGAGAGCCUCAUAGACCAAUUCAGGAAUGAAGUUAUCAACGACCUGAAGCUAGAAGUAUGCAGAAUAGUUAGAGAAAUGCUAAGCACCACCCAAGAAAAAACAGAUGGUGGAAUGGAAGAACAGAAAAAGAGGGGAGAAUUGUUUGAUGGAGAAAACAGAGAAAGCAUAGAAUAUGUGAAGCAGGUUCAAAGGGACUAACAAGAUACUAAGAAGUCUAUCGAAGACUGGCAUAACAGCUUGAAAGAAACUAAGGACAGACUAUCUGAACUGGAGGGCAGACUUGUAAUAUGGGAGAAUGAAAUGAAAAACUUCUUAAAAAUAACAAAGAAACAAACAGCAAUAAUACAAAGACAAAAAGAUGAUAAGAGGAUCCAUAACUUAAGGAUUAAGAACAUAAAAGAAGAAGUAGGGACACAAACAAGUGAACUACAAAAGCUACUCACAGAAAUAAUCCAGGAGAAUUUUCCUAAUUUAGAAAAAGGUAAAGAUACUCAGAUGUAUGAGGCAUACAGGACCCCAGCUACUUAAACCCAAACAGAGCAACACCCAGGCAUAUAAUAAUAAAAAUUCCAGAAAUUCAAUACAAGAAUAGAAUAUUAAAAGCUGUCAGAGACAAGAAACAGACCACUUACAAGGGAACACCCAUCAGAAUUACAGCAGAUUUCUCUGCACAAACCAUCAAAUCACGAAGAGCGUGGGGGGAAAUAAUUCAAGCUUUGAAAGAUAAUAAUCUCCAGCCAAGAUUGAGAUAUCCUGCACAACUAUCCCUGGAAAUUGAUGGAAAAACAAGGUGCUUCCAGGAUAAAGAGGAACUGGGGGAAUUUGCAACUACCAGUUCAACUCUACAGAGAGUAUUGCAGGAUAUUCUUAAAAAAGAAAAAUACAAAGAAUCCAGAAAUAGUGGCGGGGAGGCCACAACAAAUGGAGCAGAGAACAAAAUGAAGAAGACAAACUGACAGCUACUGACAGAAAAAGAGCUCAACGGAAAUGAGGCAGAGAAGAUUGGAUGAUAGAAACAGCUAUUUUGGAGAAAACGACAUCUUAACAGCCCUUCCUUUGCUACAGAUGGGCCCUUGGCUGCAGAUGGUCGCCUCCCCCUACCUCAUUGUGACCCUGCUGCUCUGGAGUAGCCUGCCUGGGCUCUGGGGCCAGGAGUUCCAGUUUGGGCCAUGCCGAGUAGAGGGAGUCGCUCUUCCAAGACUGUUGGAGGCCUUCCGGACUGUGAAGGAGACUAUGCAAAUUCAGGAUAACAUCACGAGUGUCCGGCUGCUGCAGCGAGAGGUCCUCCAGGAUGUCUCGGACGCCGAGAGCUGUUACCUCGUCCACGAUCUGCUGAAGUUCUACUUGAGCACUGUUUUCAAAAACUACAGUCACAAAAUAGCUGAAUUCAAGAUGCUGCCCUCCUUCUCUACCCUGGCCAACAACUUUCUGUUCAUCGUGUCAAAACUUCAACUCAGCAUGAGCAGACUGAAGCCAGGCCCAGGAGCUGGGGAAACGAAAAAUGAGACGCUCUCUGUGAGUGACAGUGCACACAGGCGCUUCCUGCUGUUCAAGAGCACAUUCAAACAGGUAAGGCUGGGCCCUGGGUGCUCCCCCACCCAGGGGAUAGACCAGCUUGGGGGUGUCACAGACCCCUCGCGCAGUAAAUGGAGGCAAUUACACCAGAUUUACCCCAAAGUCACCUGACUUAGCAGGAGCACAAAUACAUUUGCAUCAACUCAAGCUUUUUAUAGUGUCAUGGUCUUUUUUUUUGCUAGUUUCCAAGUGAAAAUGCUAUUGUAUCACCAUGGGAAAUUUUGUCAACUUUUCGUAAAAUAAACCACUCAAGAAAUUCCAAAUUUCAUUCCCAGCACCCACCCACCUUCAUAUUACACACACACACACACACACAAACACACACACACAUACACACACGUGCGCGCGCACUUUUGAUGACUUUUUGAAGGAAAAGAUACAUGAGCCUAUAAACAUACGGUGCUAAGCAAAACCAUGACAGACAGUGGCCACCUGGGCGAUGGUGGACGCAGGUGUGGGGCCCUGUGCUUGUGAGGGGCGCUUUGUGCAUUUCCUUUGGCCUUUUCCUGCUGCUGCUCAAUGGUGUCUCUAUCGUCCCUGAAGCAGACACACACAGAUGGGGACAAGUGACAGGCAGGUGAGCCCCGAGAGGCCACUCCACAGAUGGCCCAGCCCGUGAU
Messenger RNA from Cavia porcellus (domestic guinea pig), 2585 nucleotides. RefSeq names its product interleukin 24 (gene Il24). The record is from RefSeq and is a predicted model, not a curated record. NCBI's taxonomy places the organism in Eukaryota, Metazoa, Chordata, Mammalia, Rodentia, Caviidae. The transcript is spliced from 5 exons. The coding region runs from base 1378 to 2076 and encodes 232 amino acids.